AUUCUGAAUUAGAAGAAUUUGAAACGCCAGCACGUUACCGACCCGAUUCACUGAGUGCCCUGAGUCGUGCCACCCGCUUUACAGAGGAUGAAAUUAAGCGAAUUUAUCGCGGUUUUAAGGCUGAAUGUCCCACAGGUGUAGUCAAAGAAGACACCUUCAAAUUGAUUUAUGCGCAAUUUUUUCCCCAGGGAGGUUCGUGCGCAAAUCCAACAUUAUAUGCCCAUUAUGUAUUCAAUACACUUGAUCAGGACCAUACGGGAAUUGUGAGUUUUGAG
Musca vetustissima is the source of this 275-nucleotide messenger RNA. RefSeq names its product Kv channel-interacting protein 4-like. The record is from RefSeq and is a predicted model, not a curated record. The transcript has 2 exons. The annotation marks the transcript as partial. Gene Ontology annotation, molecular function: calcium ion binding. NCBI's taxonomy places the organism in Eukaryota, Metazoa, Arthropoda, Insecta, Diptera, Muscidae.